Molecule: messenger RNA, 1098 nt
Organism: Fusarium tjaetaba
Lineage: Eukaryota; Fungi; Ascomycota; Sordariomycetes; Hypocreales; Nectriaceae
Product: toxD
Exons: 5
Coding region: 1-1098 (365 amino acids)
Molecular function (GO): oxidoreductase activity, acting on NAD(P)H
Source: RefSeq, a predicted model, not a curated record
AUGAUGGCUACGACAAAAGCUCUCGUUAAUAUCCGCCCAGGCCACGCUGAGGUACAGGAUAUCCCUGUGCCCGCCCUUGAGCCCGGUUAUAUUAGAGUCAGACCCACUGCGUGGGCUAUCAACCCAGACGAUGCUUACCACCUUGGCUUAGAAGGCGAGGAGAGUUGUCCUGGCACUAUCAUUGGUACAGACUAUGCUGGUAUCGUUGUAGAGGUUGGGCCGGGAGUGGAGAGGGACUUUAAAGUUGGGGAUCGUAUUGCUGGCGGUGUCGUCGGGCAAAAUAUUCUGCGGAAGCAUGAUGGCGCUUUUGCGCACUUGAUUCAUGUCCAGGGAGAUAUUCAGAUGAAGAUCCCUGAUAAUAUGAGUGAUAAAGAAGCUGCGACUCAGGGUGUUGCGCUCAUCACGAUGGGCGUUGGCUUAUACCAGCAUCUGCAUCUUCCUCUUCCUCAUGAACCAGCAAAGGAGCGCUUUCCUGUCUUUAUCUAUGGUGGCAGUACAGCCAUGGGGAUCACAGCAAUCCAGCUCGCAAAGGUCGGUGGUACUACAGUUAUUACCACUUCGUCGCCCAGUAACGCAGAUUAUGUAAAGUCCCUGGGUGCCGAUCACGUCCUGGACUACAAGUCCCAGACUCUGGUUGACGACAUCCUCAGAUUAUCAGGCGGUCCCCUCCUCCAUGUCUUCGACACCCAUCCCAACCUCACCAGCAUCACAACCUCCGCAGCAAUCCUCCAAAAGUCCCCCUCUGCGAUCUACAUCUCCCUCAACUCCGGCCUGGAGCGCGAAGUUAAACGCCUCAACCCCGACGUCACUGCCGAAUCAAUCCUCGCAUAUUCAGCGACAGGCAAUCCGUGGAUGUAUGAGAACAAGUUCUACGAGGCGGUACCAGAGGAUUUUGUAUUCCAGAAAAAGUUUGUCAAAGUGGCUGAGAGGUUGUUCCAAGACGGGCUACUGAAGCCGGCGCGUGUUUAUCUGAACAGAGGGGGGAGCGGCUUGGGUGGCAUUGUGAAGGGACUGGUUGACAUAAAGGAGGGGAGGCAUUGGUGUAAAUGGGAUCAAAUGUGGUCUGCUAAGCUUAACUAUAAGCUUAAGAACUGGUAG